UAAGGACCAUGGGCGCUCCAAGACUCCAUCUCCAUUACGCAAGCUAUCCACACCGCAGAGCUCAUUGCGUGGCUGUGACGAUGGUUUGGCCGCUUACGUUAAAGCUUCACUCUCCGGUCUCCAUAUCAAACGGGUGGAGGAGGAGCGGCGCGGGACGAUGAACCGAGGCCGGAAACCAGCCCACGUCCCUCGUCUUCCUCCUCUAAUGAUCUCUUUGAACGAAGCGCGCAAUCUAAGCGUCCCGUCCCUGCAUGAUGCCGGCCGCUUGGGUUCGGAGCAUAGGCAGUCUCGUGCGGUCCAACAGGCGCAGGGCCGCUCUCAGACCCGCCAUCGUCCUCUCCAGCCUCGACAGCAGAAACACUCCCACCAAAUCUUCCGCGCAAAAUUCCCUUCCAAGGCCCGACAAGAGCUCCUCUCGCGUCUCUGCUGCCCCGAGCACGCUCACGGAAAUGGAUCCGAUGGAGCGGCUGACUUCGGGGUUCCAGCGCUUCAAGAAGGAGGUCUACGAGAAGAACGCUGCUCUGUUCACUCAACUCGCAGAUGGUCAGAGCCCCAAAUUCAUGGUGUUUGCGUGCGCGGAUUCUCGUGUGUGCCCGUCCGUGGUGCUCGACUUCCAGCCCGGGGAGGCCUUCACCGUCCGCAACAUUGCCAACAUGGUCCCUCCGUAUGACCAGACGAGAUACUCCGGGGUUGGGGCUGCCAUCGAGUACGCCGUCCUCCAUCUCAAGGUUGAGAACAUUGUGGUGAUCGGCCACAGUCGUUGCGGUGGAAUUAAGGGGCUUAUGUCUAUCAAAGAAGAUGGCACCAGAAGCAGUGCCUUCAUAGAGGACUGGGUGAAGGUCUGCUUGCCAGCAUUGGAGAAGGUGAAAGCAAAUCACUCAGCCUUGCCCUUCGAGGAUCAAUGCACCCAUUGCGAAAAGGAGGCAGUGAACGUCUCUCUCCACAACCUGAAGACGUAUCCCUUCGUCAAAGAUGGACUGGAGAAGAAAACACUGAAACUGAUCGGGGCACAUUACAACUUCGUUGCCGGCAGCUUUGACAUCUGGGAGGUAUGAACCGGAGGCUUAAAGGAGCUCUCAUUGUUGUUGUGCCAGCAUGCGCUUAACUCGGGGUUCUAACAUGGCAAUGUACUGUUCAUCGAUGUACCUUGUUUUCCUUGGAAUAGAAACAUCAACGUGUAUGCAAAAUUCA
Messenger RNA from Musa acuminata AAA Group (dessert banana), 1191 nucleotides. Its product is annotated as carbonic anhydrase 2-like. The record is from RefSeq and is a predicted model, not a curated record. Gene Ontology annotation, biological process: carbon utilization. The transcript is spliced from 8 exons. Gene Ontology annotation, molecular function: carbonate dehydratase activity; zinc ion binding. The coding region runs from base 252 to 1055 and encodes 267 amino acids. NCBI's taxonomy places the organism in Eukaryota, Viridiplantae, Streptophyta, Magnoliopsida, Zingiberales, Musaceae.